Molecule: messenger RNA, 745 nt
Organism: Ficedula albicollis (Collared flycatcher)
Lineage: Eukaryota; Metazoa; Chordata; Aves; Passeriformes; Muscicapidae
Gene: PPIL1
Product: peptidylprolyl isomerase like 1
Exons: 4
Coding region: 235-678 (147 amino acids)
Biological process (GO): protein folding; protein peptidyl-prolyl isomerization
Cellular component (GO): catalytic step 2 spliceosome
Molecular function (GO): peptidyl-prolyl cis-trans isomerase activity
Source: RefSeq, a predicted model, not a curated record
GGGAUGCAGGUUGGGGGUCACGUUGAUGUGUUUCCUGGUACCAUUCCUAUUCCCAUUCCCAGUAUUCCCACUGUUCCUGCUGGUGCUGGAGCUGUACUAACAGCACAGCCCCCUGACUUUGGUCUGAAAGUGGAGUUGGGGAUCACAGUGGGAUGACCCUGCCCUGCAGCUGCAAGAAUUGACUUUGUAGGGAGCUCACAGCGAGGUGACCCCAUCUUCUGCUUCCGUUCCUGGAUGGGCCCACUUGUGCUGGAACUGUACUGGCAACAUGCUCCCCGCACCUGCAAGAACUUUGCUGAGCUGAGCCGCCGUGGGUACUACAAUGGCACCAAGUUCCACCGCAUCAUCAAGGACUUCAUGGUGCAGGGAGGAGACCCCACGGGUACUGGCCGUGGUGGUGCCUCCAUCUACGGGAAACAGUUCGAGGAUGAGCUGCACCCUGACCUGAAGUUCACUGGUGCCGGGAUCCUGGCAAUGGCCAAUGCAGGGCCAGACACCAAUGGAAGCCAGUUUUUCCUGACACUGGGCCCAGCGCAGUGGUUGGAUGGGAAGCACAGCAUUUUCGGGAGAGUGUGCCAAGGCAUGGGGGUGCUGGGGCGCCUAGCCAUGGUGGAGACCAACUCCCAGGACCGACCCCUCGACGAUGUCAAGGUCAUCAAGGCAUAUCCCUCGGGGUAGGGGUGUGGGGUGCCCUCCCUCCAAAUUGUACUGCUCAUUUGUAAUAAAAGAGGUUGGAUGUGGUGGC